AUGUGUGGGUACACUUCGGCGGAAAAUCUACUGAGGCUCCAAAGAUGUCUGAGAGGAGAUGCAAGGAAGGCGGUGAAUAGUUUUCUACUUCAUCCAUCAAACGUGGAGGAGAUUUUAUCAACGCUUCGCACUCUGUAUGGUCGUCCGGACGCUAUCAUCGGUUCGCUGCUAAAUGAAGUCAGGAACACUCCAGCGCCGAAGCUGGAAACAUUGGUCAACUUCGGAUUAGUAGUGUGCAAUCUUUGUGCGCACAUAAUCGCAUCUGGACAGCACAUGCAUUUGGAAAAUCCGAUUCUUCUACAGGAACUAGUGGACAAGCUGCCAGCAAACGUUAAACUGGGAUGGGCACUACAUAAGCAAACGAUUGUGGAAGCAGAUCUUCGCAGCUUUUCUGACUACAUGAGCUUAAUCAUCAAUGCGGCAAGUAGCGUCUCUAGCGGAUUGGGAGAGAUUCCCAAACCGGAUCGGCAGAAAGGAAAAGCGUUUGUCAACUCCGUACGCGCUGAAGUAGAAGCAGCAGGUAGCUGUAACAAAAGGACGAGCGACUCACAGCCGACAAUCAGUCCGAAAGUUCGGCCGUGCGCUGUGUGCAAAAUGGACGGUCAUAAGCCCAAGGAAUGUCCCACUUUCAAAGCAAAAAACAUCAACGAUCGAUGGAAGACAGUUCAAGAAGCUCAACUGUGCAAGCGAUGCUUGUAUUCCCACGGCAAGUGGCCAUGCAAAGCUCCUCCAUGCGGAACAGAUGGAUGUAAGGAAAACCACCAUAGAUUUCUACACCCUGGAUAUCCGCGACCUGGCACCAAUGUGGGAAAUGCAGCUUCUUCGUCAUCAAACACUGGAGUCGUAACAGUUCAUCAACAUUCUCAUCAGAAGGUUUUAUUCCGUAUUAUUCCGGUUUCUCUUCAUGCGAAUGGGAAAACAGCAGAAACCUUUGCUUUCUUAGAUGGGGGCUCCGACUCAACCCUGGUGGAAAGUUCUAUAGCUUCUGAGCUUGGCAUUACUGGGCCGACGGUUCCACUCUGUAUGCAGUGGACAAAUGGAGUAACACGGACAGAAGAAGAUUCUAAACGAGUUCAAAUGGAGAUAUCUGGAAAUAAUUCCAUGCGCUAUUCUUUGAGUGGCGUUCACACAGUCUCAACCCUAGACCUUCCUCGGCAGACGCUGGAUUUCGACGAGCUUCAAUCCAAAUUUCGUCAUCUGAAAGGGCUGCCUGUAUCAAGCUACAAAGACGCAAUCCCGAGAAUACUCAUCGGUCUGGACAACACUAAACUGAAAACAACUCUGAAGCUUCGGGAAAGUGGUGGCGACGAGCCAGUCGCAGCAAGAACACGGUUGGGUUGGACUGUAUUCGGGAAGUCAGGAGGAACUGAAAUUGCAUUAUCACAUCGAGUUUUACACGUGUGUCAUCAACCAACAGAUGCAGAUCUCCACGAAUUGGUGAAAUCUUUUUUUGCGAUCGAGGGAGCAGGUGUUGAGGCAAAUGCAAUCAUCGAAUCAAAAACAGAGAAACGAGCUCGAGAAAUCUUGGAAGCAACUACGGUGCGUAUGAAAUCUGGAAAGUUCCAAACAGGCCUUUUAUGGAGAUACGACAGAGUAGCGUUUCCUGAUAGCAAACCGAUGGCGGAGAAACGACUGCGAUGCCUCGAGAAUCGGCUAUCCAAAAACCCGGAAUUGUACGAAAAGGUGCGGCAACAGAUGAUCGAUUAUGUCGAAAAAGGUUAUGCUCAUAAGGCCACCAUGAAUGAAUUGAAGCAAACUGUCCCAUGGCAGGUGUGGUAUUUACCGCUAAGCGUAGUCCACAACUCCAAAAAGCCUGACAAGGUGCGUAUUGUAUGGGACGCCGCGGCUUCAGUGAAAGGAAUUUCGCUGAACUCAGUUCUUCUCAAAGGGCCAGAUAUGCUGCAGUCCCUACCAACAGUCCUAUGCCGAUUCCGUCAAAGAGAGGUGGCCAUUAACGCGGACAUCAAGGAAAUGUUCCACCAGGUGUUCAUCCGUACAGAAGAUCGACAAGCUCAACGUUUCCUCUGGCGAAACAACCCGACGGAACCGAUGCAGGUAUUCGUCAUGGAUGUCGCCAUAUUCGGCGCAACAUGUUCGCCGUGCUCUGCACAGUUUGCAAAAAACAUCAACGCGAGUGAACACGCAACUGAGUACCCAAGGGCGGCCACUGCAGUCGUUGAUAACCAUUAUGUCGACGACUACCUGGAUAGCGUCGAUACGGUCGAGGAAGCGACACGGCUGGCAAAGGAGGUGAAGUUAAUUCAUCAACAUGGAGGAUUUGAACUCCGUCACUGGCUCUCCAACCGGAAGGAAGUGUUGGAAAAAAAAUUGGCGAGCAACCUUCGUAAGCGACAAAAAACUUUGUUACGGGUAAGGACUGCGGUGCAGAACAAGUUUGGGGCAUGA
Molecule: messenger RNA, 2406 nt
Organism: Armigeres subalbatus
Lineage: Eukaryota; Metazoa; Arthropoda; Insecta; Diptera; Culicidae
Exons: 1
Coding region: 1-2406 (801 amino acids)
Source: RefSeq, a predicted model, not a curated record